AUGGUGUCUGGCUGGCCUGCCACGCAAACAGCGCAAGCCGCCCAGUCUGCUCCCUAUGCCUAUUCACCGAAUCCUGCAUUCAUCCCUGUACAAAUUCGACAAGGGUUCUCACAAUAUAUUCCUGCUCCUCGCCCAAACCAGGCGGAGCCGUCCGCUCCCCCUGCAAUGUCACCACCCGCUGCCUCACCUCCCGAGACUCAUUCCAAGGCGAAGACUGAAUGGCCGGAUUCCGUUAGAAGAUAUGUCCAGCGAUCUUUCCUUCCCCAGAACGACGAUGCCUCAGUGACCCGCUCCGAGCUAGAGGCCAAACUUAAGGAGACUAUUGGAACAGCCAAGGAGAACGGCUCUAUGCAUUCGCUUGACUGGGAUAAGAUGCCACUGCCUCAAGUGCUGGUUAAAGCAGACCGAGCCGCAAAAUUAGGGAACCCACUGUAUAGCGUCGAAAAUACGAGAAAGCGAAAAUCCACCGAGUUCGCAAACGAAGCUGUCGCGAAAGCCCCAUGGAACACUGUUAAGGAUCGUAACUCACUGGAGAUUCGGACAUCGCCUGCAUAUGACAAACAAGGAGACAUGGACAACCGAACAAAGUCCAGUAAGUUCCAGAAGGACGCAAAUAAGCGCAAACGCCGCUUCGAGAACGAGUACAAUGCCGCGAAUAUUACACCAACGGAGAAUAUCAUAUCCUCGGGACCUAUCGUGGGCACCAGCGAGGUAUUGGAGAAGAGAUAUCUACGCCUAACUGCGCCUCCCAUCCCUUCCAACGUUCGCCCUGAACACAUUUUGCGUCAAACCUUGGAUUUGCUGAAGAAGAAGUGGAGGAAAGAGGGCAACUACUCUUAUGUGUGCGACCAGUUUAAAUCGAUGCGUCAAGAUUUGACUGUACAGCGCAUAAGAAACGACUUUACAGUUUCGGUCUACGAAAUCCACGCCAGAAUCGCGCUUGAGAAGGGGGAUAUCGGUGAGUAUAAUCAAUGUCAGACCCAGCUGCGUUCUCUAUACGAGCUGGGCCUGAAAGGAAACCCCAUGGAAUUCAAAGCGUACCGUAUUUUAUAUUUUAUUCACACAGCCAACCGGACUGGAUUGAACGACACGUUGGCCGAUCUAACCGCAGCAGAGAAGGAGGAGCCGCCGAUUAAGCACGCAUUGAGCGUGCGGUCGGCAUUGGCGUUGGGGAGUUAUCAUAAAUUCUUCCAACUAUACCUCGACACCCCCAACAUGGGAGCAUAUCUUAUGGAUAUGUUUGUGGUCCGAGAGCGCCUAUCAGCGCUAUGUAAUAUGUGCAGAGCGUACAAACCCGAUGUGAAGCUCCGCUUCAUCACUGAAGAGCUGGGUUUCGAAUCAGAUGCGGAUGCAGCCCAGUUCAUCAUUGACCAACAAGGUCAAGACUUGCUCGAAGAUCGUUCCGACAAUAUCGUCUUUUUGACAGGCAAGGCCGGAAACCUCUUUGAGGACUCCCGCGCCACAGCCUUCAAAAGAGUCGAUAUCAAGGGUCAGAUCUGA
This is a messenger RNA of Cordyceps fumosorosea ARSEF 2679, 1500 nucleotides long. Its product is annotated as SAC3/GANP domain protein. The record is from RefSeq and is a predicted model, not a curated record. NCBI's taxonomy places the organism in Eukaryota, Fungi, Ascomycota, Sordariomycetes, Hypocreales, Cordycipitaceae. The transcript has 3 exons. The coding region runs from base 1 to 1500 and encodes 499 amino acids. Gene Ontology annotation, cellular component: nucleus.